This is a messenger RNA of Diorhabda sublineata, 414 nucleotides long. RefSeq lists its product as uncharacterized. The transcript has a single exon. The coding region runs from base 1 to 414 and encodes 137 amino acids. NCBI's taxonomy places the organism in Eukaryota, Metazoa, Arthropoda, Insecta, Coleoptera, Chrysomelidae. The record is from RefSeq and is a predicted model, not a curated record.
AUGGAAAUCAAGGUCGACAAAGAUGGAAUCUUCGUGAAUCAGCCUCGGUACACGGAGAAGAUCUUGAGGAGGAUGAAACUCGAACAGUGCAACCCAGCAUCCACACCAAUUGAGCAAGGAAUGAUCACCAAGAAAACAGAUUUCAAGAACGACGAGGCACUACCGGCGAAGAACAACUAUCGCGAGGUGAUAGGGAGUUUGUUGUACCUCGCUACAAUAUCUCGACCAGACAUCAGUUUCGCCGUGAACUACCUCAGUCGAUUCUGCAACAAUCCCAUGAAAAGCCAUCAGGCGAUGGUGAAACAUGUAUUCCAGUACUUGAGAGGGACAGUGACAGCAGGAAUCUACUUCGGAGGAGGCAAAGAACUCGUAGCAUACACCGAUUCAGACUUCGGAGGAGACCCUGAGACAUGA